UGGGCACACAGUGAGUUCUUCUCACCUUGCGUAAGGAUAGGUUCACUGUCAAAACUUUCAAAAAUUUAGAUGGAAGUCUUCGAUUUCGCAUCAAUUAAGUUGACAUUAUACUCCUUUCAACAUUAGAGCCUCGAUGUACAUUUAUUUAGACCUACUUGAACUCCGAUGAUAAUAUGCCAGGAUCUUAUGCUUGUUUUCGAGUUUUGUGACCCACCCCUUGGGUGCUCCUCUGUGUGAGUAAUGCUUGGAGGAAUGUGACCAGUUGAUAGCAUGUGCCAUUGGGAAUAAGACCUAAAUGACAAAUGCGAUAGUGUAACCCUUUCACUGAUCAGUUCACGAGGUGCGUUUAUGUAAUUGAUGACUAAAAACGAUAUUUCUUCCCUAUUAUUGUGAAGUAGCUUCAUUGAUUCUUGUGGAUAUUCUCCUUGGAAACCAGUUUGUUUUCAAAGAGCUCACUUGCAGGUGGACCCAAUGUUGGAAUUAUGUUGAAUUAACACUGGAGAGUUUACUUGUCAGCAUCGUAAGCUAUUACACUUCUGAAGAUAAAUCUACGUUAUAAUUAUCAAAGAUCCAAGGUAACAAUGAUGUCUCCCUUACACCCACUGACGUCCAUCAUCUUCUUGAUUUUCUCUGCCGAUGUGAUGGCCAUGCCUAUGAUAGACAGAGUCCCUUCAAAUGUCACUGUUAAACAAGAUCAGGACGCCCUCUUCGAGUGCAGAAUAAGGGACUUGAGAGGAGGCGAGGUCAUGUGGAUCAGGGGUCUUUCGGGAGAGCUCAUCAGCAGCAACACCGAAGUGUUACCAGGUGCCACGCCUACCGCUGGUCAAUACACUAUCGAAGGAGAUGUGAGGAGGGGUGAAUACAAUCUAAGGAUCUCCCAGGUACAAGCCGGCGAUGCGGGAGAGUAUCGAUGUUACUAUCAUGCGGGAAAUUACUUUGGAAGCCACGGGGCUUAUCUGGAGGUGCUCCUCCCACCUCCUGAAAGGUACCCUGAAUGUUCCAUACAGCAUAGCAAUAUCAACCUUGCUGUUGGGGACACAGUUCAGUUGGUGUGUCUUUCACAUCAAGGUGUACCACCUGCGUCUCUUUCGUGGUACAAGAAUGGUCAGUCUAUUGGACAAGUUUCCCACAGUGUCAAUGAGCUUGAGAUAGUGCUGGACUCCUUCGAUAUUGAAGCGGAAUACGAGUGUCGCGCAGAAAGCCCCGCCAUCACGCAACAACGGAGGUGUACGACUCGAUUAGCACUUGAUAGUCCUAUGGUCGUCAUCCAGCCUUACAACCAGAAAGCCGAGGAGGGUGACACAGUGACGUUUCUUUGCAACAGAAGAGAUAAGCCUAACGAGCACAGGUUUAUUUGGUACUUCCGAGGCGAACUCAUAACUACGGCAUCAUCAAGUAGGUUUAACAUUAGCGAUUAUAACAGGGCGUUGACGAUCAAGAAUAUAACUGCAGCAGACAGUGGCGAUAAUAUCAAGUGUGUGGUUCCCGUUCUUUCUUAUAGGUUUACGGGUACAGCUAACCUCAUGGUCAGCAUCAUCACUGGGGAAGUUGUUGGAACCUUGCCACCACCAAGAUUAAUCACAGAUUCACCAACAGAUCAUGAAUCUUCUUCGAUGGGUAGAAAAGGUGAACAAGAUGUUUCCAGUCCUGGAAUGUCUGUGAGCGCUGAUGAAUCGCAAUCGCCAGAUAAAACAGCCCUGUUUGUAAUUCUUGGUGCGGGUGGCGGGUUGUUCAUUGUCAUAUCAGCUGUAGUCAUUAACUUCGUCGUCAUCAGGAGAAAGAAAAACAAGAAAGAUCAGCCGAAACCCAAAUCGAACAUCAAACCUGUCGCCUCUGGGUUGUCAUUGAUGACUACAAAAGAUUCCGAAAGGUCUCUGUCAAGCUCUGAUUCCGUCGGCACAUCAAAGACGGCAGUGACGACGGUUACAGCGGCGCCAUGUCCGAAGAAAGAUCCUCAUCCGAAAUCAAACAAGAAAGAGAAAUGUCAGUAUGCUGAGUUGGAUUCAAACGGGUUAAGACUGAGCGAAUACCAAGGUCUCAAUGCUCCUCCAAUGACCAUUUAUGCCGAACCGAUCAUAACACCAACAAGAUUGGUUCCCAGGCCUGAACAUCAAGAUGGUUUCCAUGACUACGCAUUACCGGACAUCUUGCCAGAGCUGGAAGCACCUCAAGAAGAGUAUGUUGAACCUGAUCCACCUCCUAGAAACAAAAAGGAAGGACCUGAACCGCAAAAACUUACGACUAAAGAAGCACCCAAGCCAGAGGAAAAGAAACUUUCUCAACAAAGUCCUGAUGGUGUUUACAUCGAAAUUAUAGCUUGAUUGACGAGCUUUCAUAGUCCU
This is a messenger RNA of Lytechinus variegatus (green sea urchin), 2342 nucleotides long. Its product is annotated as sialic acid-binding Ig-like lectin 11. The transcript is spliced from 2 exons. NCBI's taxonomy places the organism in Eukaryota, Metazoa, Echinodermata, Echinoidea, Temnopleuroida, Toxopneustidae. The record is from RefSeq and is a predicted model, not a curated record. Bases 582 to 2321 code for a protein of 579 amino acids.